Messenger RNA from Camelina sativa (false flax), 881 nucleotides. RefSeq lists its product as uncharacterized. Lineage: Eukaryota; Viridiplantae; Streptophyta; Magnoliopsida; Brassicales; Brassicaceae. Gene Ontology annotation, biological process: translation. The record is from RefSeq and is a predicted model, not a curated record. Gene Ontology annotation, cellular component: ribosome. Gene Ontology annotation, molecular function: structural constituent of ribosome.
AUUUCACGAAAACCCCAAAGCUUUCGUUCACUUUUUGGCAAUCGAGAGAUUUAUCAGAAAAAUUGUCACCCCUUGGAGACGACAAUGCAGAGGUUUUGUACAAAGCUACGUUCCAUUUCUCUCCAAUCUAAUCGGAAUCUCUCUUUUGCCACUGCUCCUCGCCGUCUGAUUCACCCUUCUCCGAGUCGCCACUUAACAACCCUAGGUUUCGCCAAUACGACCAAAUGGAGCUUCCUUCCCGCCGCCGGAGUCUCUCCUCCGUUGAGUGUCAGCCCCAUGGGUUCUACCUUUGUUCCUCACCACUUUGUUCAAGUACGGAAUAUCACUUCCAAGGAAAAAAUGGCAAAAUGGAAGAAGAAGUGGAGACCUAGGACUCCAAUCACAUCAAAAGUCAAGAAAGUCAAGAUUAAGUUUUAUUCGUCAUUCAAAGACAGGUUUAAACCACUAAAUGAUGGUACCAUUCGUCGCUGGAAAGAAGGAAAGCGCCACAACGCACACUUGAAGUCAAAGAAAUCGAAGCGUAGAUUGAGACAGCCUGGAUUAGUACCACCAGCGUAUGCCAAAGUAAUGAAGAAACUCAAUUUCUGCAACUGAGAGAUAGAGAAAGAGUCAGUAUGAUUACGAUGAAAGGCAGUCUCUUUNUUUUUUUUUUUUUUUUUUUUUUUUUUCUACGAGAUAAUUCUGCUCGCUGGUACCAGAAAUUUAAUCAUACUCAUAGUUCUUUAUGCUUCAGUUUUAACCUUAACCACCAAAGGAAUAAAUUGGCAUUUUGGUCCGUUUCCUAAGGGUUUGGUAUUUGAACUCUGGUGAAAUUGGCAUUUAGACUUUGAUCAAUUUCGUUGAAUUGAAAAGAGAAACAAGUUUAGUCUCUCUCUAUAUCA